This is a messenger RNA of Bursaphelenchus okinawaensis, 1052 nucleotides long. NCBI's taxonomy places the organism in Eukaryota, Metazoa, Nematoda, Chromadorea, Rhabditida, Aphelenchoididae. The record is from the annotation of a GenBank genome assembly.
AUGGCAACAAGUAUUUACCAACAUUCAGCUGUUGAUACGACUGGUCAAAGUGUUGAGUUUACCAAGUAUACGUAAGUUGUUGAUGUUGACAGAGUAAUGAACGUAUACUGUUAAUACUAUCUAUUUAAUAACCGCUCUAGUCUCUGUUGUUUAUCUUUUUAAAUAUAUUUUUUUAAUUUUUUUAAAUAUUCAGCAAAAGUGUAUAACUUCCGUAACUUACAAAAAAUUUAAAAAUUUCAGUGGAAAAGUGUUGAUUGUAGUUAACGUAGCAUCUGAAUGUGGAUUGACCAAGCCGAAUUAUAAACAGUUAUCAGAAUUGUACAAGAAGUACAGAAACAGAGGGCUAGAUAUUGCUGCGUUUCCUUGUAAUCAAUUUAAAAAUCAAGUAAGUCAUAAAUACUAAAAAACCUAUUUAGUCUUAUAUUACGUGUAACACUCUCUUUAUAAUAACAGCUUUCUGAGCGUUCGUUGUAAUGGAACUAUUAUCAAAAACUAUAUGGGUAGUGGGAUACCCUGGUUAUAAGAACAGGUUUAGACUAGUUUCUUGAGUGUUAUAUUAAAGAGGAUAUACUGUCGUACUAUUGUAGCUUAAGUAGGCUUAUGAUAAAAAUAAAAGACAAGAUAGGGCAUAUUAUAAAACACGUUUUGCUUUUUUUUUAAAGUAAAAUACGCAUAUUUGAAUUAAUGGUUGUUUUAAAAAAUUAAUGAUUUUCAAUUAAAAAUUUCAAUAACAAUCUUUUAAAAUCCAAAUUCAGGAACCGUUACCAGCCUUAAAAGUGAAAAACAACGUCAGCUACAAGUACCACUUUAAGCCAGACUUCUACGAGAAGAUCGAUGUGAAUGGUGACAAUGCCCACCCAAUAUUCAAAUACUUGAAAGAAAAAACAAAUUUGAGAAAUGUGAAAUGGAACUUUACAAAGUUUCUGAUCAACAGACAAGGUGACAUAAUCGACGUUUUUGGGCCCACAUUUCAGCCAAAAAACAUGGAAGAUGACAUUGUUAAAGCGUUAGAAACUACUGAUUAUGUUAAAGAUAAGAAGGCUAAAUUGUAG